AUGCGUAUCACUAUCGUCCCCGCCUCCCCCAAGACCGGCCAGGCCGCCAUCCGAUCUCUCCUCGCCGAUCCAUCCGGCCCCACCGUCCGGGGCGUCUAUCGCGACUUGGCCAAAGUCCCUGCCGAAUUCAAGUCGAACCCCCGUUUCGAAGCGGUGCAGGGCAAUGUAGAUGAGCUGUCGACCCUCGAAUUCUCCGGCUCCGACGCUGUCCUCAACAUCACCCCGCCGCUGUACGACGACGAGACGGACGUCGUGGCGCAUGCCCGGAUGGUGUCGGAAAAUGUCAAGACAGCCAUCCAGAAGGCCGGCUCCGUCAAGCGGCUGGUCUACCUCUCGAGCGUGGGCGCUCAAUACGACCAUGGCAUUGGUGAGAUCCUGAGCAACCACGAAGCCGAGGUGGUCCUCAGAGAUGCCGCGCCCGAGGUGGUGUUUGUGCGCUGCAGCUAUUUCAUGGAGAACUGGGCCAUGUGUCUCGAGACAAUCCAGCAGGCCGGCUUCUUCUACACCACGCUCACGCCGCUGGACCACGCUUUGCCCAUGAUCGCAGUCCAAGACAUCGGCGCGACCUGCGCGGCCGAACUGCUCGCCACAGGCAGCACCAGCCCUCUCCCUUCCGGCUCGCCGUACAUCUUCGAACUGCAUGGUCCCCGCGCGUACACGUCGGCGGACGUGCAAAGGGCGUUUGAGGAAGCGGCCGGCAAGAAACUUGAGAUGCGGCCGGUCGAGAGGGAUGGCCUGGGAGAUUUCUAUGCCGCUGUCUUCCCGCCGGGCGUCGCCAAGCUGUUCGCGGAGAUGAAUGCCAGCUACCUGGAGGGCGGCAUCCUGUAUGAGGAUCCGGAGCCGACGGGUGAGAUUAGGUAUGGGAAGACGGAAUUUGCGGAGGUGGUUAGGCAGAUGCUUGCCGCUUGA
Messenger RNA from Chaetomium strumarium, 909 nucleotides. RefSeq lists its product as uncharacterized. The record is from RefSeq and is a predicted model, not a curated record. The coding region runs from base 1 to 909 and encodes 302 amino acids. NCBI's taxonomy places the organism in Eukaryota, Fungi, Ascomycota, Sordariomycetes, Sordariales, Chaetomiaceae. The transcript has 3 exons.